CUCAUGAACGUUGCGAAUUGGUCGGACCGAUAUGAUUGAAAAAAAAAAUGUCCUGUUAAUUGUAUCGACCUUUGGACAUUUCUAUCACCAAGUCUCUUACACCAUGGGUUCAUCUUCGCAUAUUGGGGAUGAGAACUCCCUUCUUGACCUCACCGGUAAGGUAGCUGUCGUUACCGGAGCAAACUCAGGGAUCGGCCUAUAUAUCCUUCUCCACAUCGCCCGUUGCGGAGCCAGAGUGUAUCUUGGGGCCAGGACGGAAGACAAAUUUAACAGUGCUGUAGCCCGCCUCAAGACAGAAGGGCUUGACACCAGCAAGGUCAUAUGGCUGCCCUUUGAUCUGAGUGAUCCUAGAAAAGCAAAGGAGUCUGCAAAGUGGCUUUUGGAAAGGGAGAGCCGGCUUGACAUUCUCGUCAACAAUGCAGCAAAAAUCUUGGGUCCGUACGCUCAGACUGCAGAUGGCCUGUCGGAUAGCAUGGUUAUCAACCACAUGAGCCCAUACUUGUUCACAAAGACCCUCUUACCGCUACUAGAAUCGACGGCUCGUCAGCCCGGAUCUGACGUACGCAUUGUGAACGUGUCCUCCGUCGCCCACCGAUGGAUACCAAAUCCUCGAUACGACAGUCUGGAGGCCUUCAACUCUGAUUUCGCCGAUACAUGGAAACCCAAGACGAAUUUGUACGCAUAUACGAAGCUGGCGAAUGUUCUCUGGACGAAGGAGCUUCAGCGGUCAUUCGAUCGUGCUAAUAUUCCCAUUCUCGCCAUGACGGUCCACCCAGGGAAUGUCAUGUCUGAGGGUAACAUCAAACUUUUCAAGUCUCUAAUGUUUGGAACGAUUAUAAACUGGAUCUUUUCGCUAUUCUUCAUCAGCCCAUUUGAUGGAGGGUACACGCCUGCAUGGGCAGCCGCUUCGAAAGCCAUUGCUGAAGACCGCGGCAGGUAUGCUGGGGUGUAUCUCGUUCCAUUUGGAGUGAUAGAGGAGGCGAGCGAGCACGCACAGAGAGAGGACUUGGCGAAGGAUUUGCUGGCGACGACGGACGCUGUCCUUAAGCAGUACGAC
Messenger RNA from Guyanagaster necrorhizus, 1057 nucleotides. Its product is annotated as NAD-P-binding protein. The transcript has 9 exons. The record is from RefSeq and is a predicted model, not a curated record. Lineage: Eukaryota; Fungi; Basidiomycota; Agaricomycetes; Agaricales; Physalacriaceae. The annotation marks the transcript as partial.